CCUGCUCUCCGGCGGAGCUGCGUGAGGCCCGGCCGGCCCCGGCCCCCCCCUUCCGGCCGCCCCCGCCUCCUGGCCCACGCCUGCCCGCGCUCUGCCCACCAGCGCCUCCAUCGGGCAAGGCGGCCCCGCGUCGACGCCGCCCGCUGCCUCGCUGCUGACUCCCGUCCCGGGCGCCGUCCGCGGGGUCGCGCUCCGCCGGGCCUGCGGAUUCCCCGCCGCCUCCUCUUCAUCUACCUCAACUCCCCCAUCCCCGCUUCGCCCGAGGAGGCGGUUCCCCCCGCAGGCAGUCCGGCUCGCAGGCCGCCGGCGUUGUCACCCCCCCCCGCGCUCCCCCUCCAGCCCUCCCCCCGGCGCGCAGCCUCGGGCCGCUCCCCUUUCCGCGCUGCGUCCCGGAGCGGCCCCGGUGCCGCCACCGCCUGUCCCCCUCCCGAGGCCCGGGCUCGCGACGGCAGAGGGCUCCGUCGGCCCAAACCGAGCUGGGCGCCCGCGGUCCGGGUGCAGCCUCCACUCCGCCCCCCAGUCACCGCCUCCCCCGGCCCCUCGACGUGGCGCCCUUCCCUCCGCUUCUCUGUGCUCCCUGCGCCCCUCUUGGCGUCUGGCCCCGGCCCCCGCUCUUUCUCCCGCAACCUUCCCUUGGCUCCCUCCCGUCCCCCCCAGCUCCUAGCCUCCGACUCCCUCCCCCCCUCACGCCCGCCCUCUCGCCUUCGCCGAACCAAAGUGGAUUAAUUACACGCUUUCUGUUUCUCUCCGUGCUGUUCUCUCCCGCUGUGCGCCUGCCCGCCUCUCGCUGUCCUCUCUCCCUCUCGCCCUCUCUUCGGCCCCCCCCUUUCACGUUCACUCUGUCUCUCCCACUAUCUCUGCCCCCCUCUAUCCUUGAUACAACAGCUGACCUCAUUUCCCGAUACCUUUUCCCCCCCGAAAAGUACAACAUCUGGCCCGCCCCAGCCCGAAGACAGCCCGUCCUCCCUGGACAAUCAGACGAAUUCCCCCCCCCCCAAAAAAAGCCAUCCCCCCGCUCUGCCCCGUCGCACAUUCGGCCCCCGCGACUCGGCCAGAGCGGCGCUGGCAGAGGAGUGUCCGGCAGGAGGGCCAACGCCCGCUGUUCGGUUUGCGACACGCAGCAGGGAGGUGGGCGGCAGCGUCGCCGGCUUCCAGACACCAAUGGGAAUCCCAAUGGGGAAGUCGAUGCUGGUGCUUCUCACCUUCUUGGCCUUCGCCUCGUGCUGCAUUGCUGCUUACCGCCCCAGUGAGACCCUGUGCGGCGGGGAGCUGGUGGACACCCUCCAGUUCGUCUGUGGGGACCGCGGCUUCUACUUCAGCAGGCCCGCAAGCCGUGUGAGCCGUCGCAGCCGUGGCAUCGUUGAGGAGUGCUGUUUCCGCAGCUGUGACCUGGCCCUCCUGGAGACGUACUGUGCUACCCCCGCCAAGUCCGAGAGGGACGUGUCGACCCCUCCGACCGUGCUUCCGGACAACUUCCCCAGAUACCCCGUGGGCAAGUUCUUCCAAUAUGACACCUGGAAGCAGACCACCCAGCGCCUGCGCAGGGGCCUGCCUGCCCUCCUGCGUGCCCGCCGGGGUCACGUGCUCGCCAAGGAGCUCCAGGCGUUCAGGGAGGCCAAGCGUCACCGUCCCCUGAUUGCUCUACCCACCCAAGACCCCGCCCACGGGGGCGCCCCCCCAGAGAUGGCCAGCAAUCGGAAGUGAGCAAAACCGCCGCAAGUCUGCAGCCCGGCGCCACCACCCUGCAGCCUCCUCCUGACCACGGACGUUUCCAUCAGGUUCCAUCCCGAAAAUCUCUCGGUUCCACGUCCCCCUGGGGCUUCUCCUGACCCAGUCCCCGUGCCCCGCCUCCCCGAAACAGGCUACUCUCCUCCGCCCCCUCCAUCGGGCUGGGGAAGCACAGCAACAUCUUCAAACGUGUACAAAAUCAAUUGGCUUUAAACACACUUCACACACCCUCCCCCCAAAUUAUCCCCAAUUAUCCCCACACAUAAAAAAUCAAAACAUUAAACUAACCCCCUUCCCCCCCCACAACAACCCUCUUAAAACUAAUUGGCUUUUUAGAAACACCCCACAAAAGCUCAGAAAUUGGCUUUAAAAAAAAAACAACCACCAAAAAAAAAUCAAUUGGCUAAAAAAAAAAAAGUAUUAAAAACGAAUUGGCUGAGAAACAAUUGGCAAAAUAAAGGAAUUUGGCACUCCCCACCCCCCUCUUUCUCUUCUCCCUUGGACUUUGAGUCAAAUUGGCCUGGACUUGAGUCCCUGAACCAGCAAAGAGAAAAGAAGGGCCCCAGAAAUCACAGGUGGGCAUGUCGCUGCUACCGCCAUCUCCCUUCUCAUGGGAAUUUUCAGGGUAGACUGGCCAUCCGAAAAUAGCAACAACCCAGACUGGCUCCUCACUCCCUUUUCCAUCACUAAAAAUCACAGAGCAGUCAGAGGGACCCAGUAAGACCAAAGGAGGGGAGGACAGAGCAUGAAAACCCAAAUCCAUGCAAAUGAAAUGUAAUUGGCACAACCCCCACCCCCAAAUCUUACAUCUCAAUUCCCUUCCUAAAAAGCACUCAUACUUUAUGCAUCCCCGCAGCCACACACACACAACACACAGCACACACGAGCACACAGCACACACACGAGCACACAGCACACACACAGCACACACAGGCACACACAGCACACAUGCACACAGCACACACACGCAUGCACAGCAGACACAUGAACACAGCACACACAUGCACACACAGCACACACACGCACAGCACACACAUGAACACAGCUCACACACACAUGCACACAUAGCACACACGCAUGCGCAGCAGACACACGAACAGCACACACAGCACACACACAAACACACAGCACACACAUGCACACACAGCACACACGCACGCACAGCACAUACAUGAACGCAGCUCACACAGCACACAAACACGCAGCACACACGUGCACACGCAAGCACCCACCUGCACACACACAUGCGCACACACGCACACCCCCACACAAUUGGAUGAAAACAAUAAGCAUAUCUAAGCAACUACGAUAUCUGUACGGAUCAGGCCAAAGUCCCGCUAAGAUUCUCCAAUGUUUUCAUGGUCUGAGCCCCUCUCCUGUUCCCAUCUCCACUGCCCCUCGGCCCUGUCUGUGCCCUGCCUCUCAGAGGAGGGGGCUCAGAUGGUGUGGCCUGAGUGUGCGGCCGGCGGCGUUUGGGAUACACCCGUAGGGUGGGCGCGGUGUGUCCCAGGCCUAAUUCCAUCUUUCCACCAUGACAGAGGUGCCCUUGUGAGGCUGGCCUCCUUGGCGCCUGUCCCCACGGCCCCCGCAGUGUGAGCCACGAUACUCCCCAUACCCCACCCAUUCCCGAUACACCGUACUUACUGUGUGUUGGCCCAGCCAGAGUGAGGAAGGAGUUUGGCCACAUUGGAGAUGGCGGUAGCUGAGCAGACAUGCCCCCACGAGUAGCCUGACUCCCUCGUGUGCUCCUGGAAGGAAGAUCUUGGGGACCCCCCCCCACCGGAGCACACCUAGGGAUCAUCUUUGCCCAUCUUCUGGGGACCCCCCAAGAAAUGUGGAGUCCUCGGGGGCCGUGCACUGAUGCGGGGAGUGUGGGAAGUCUGGCGGUUGGAGGGGUGGGUGGGGGGCAGUGGGGGCUGGGCGGGGGGAGUUCUGGGGUAGGAAGUGGUCCCGGGAGAUUUUGGAUGGAAAAGUCAGGAGGAUUGACAGCAGACUUGCAGAAUUACAUAGAGAAAUUAGGAACCCCCAAAUUUCAUGUCAAUUGAUCUAUUUCCCCUCUUUGUUUCUUGGGGCAUUUUUCCUUUUUUUUUUUUUGUUUUUUUUUUUUAUUACCCCUCCUUAGCUUUAUGCGCUCAGAAACCAAAUUAAACCCCCUCCCUAUGUAACAGGGGGGCAGUGACAAAAGCAAGAAUGCACGAAGCCAGCCUGGAGACCACCACGUCCUGCCCCCCGCCAUUUAUCGCCCUGAUUGGAUUUUGUUUUUCAUCUGUCCCUGUUGCUUGGGUUGAGUUGAGGGUGGAGCCUCCUGGGGGGCACUGGCCACUGAGCCCCCUUGGAGAAGUCAGAGGGGAGUGGAGAAGGCCACUGUCCGGCCUGGCUUCUGGGGACAGUGGCUGGUCCCCAGAAGUCCUGAGGGUGGAGGGGGGGGUGGGGCAGGGUCUCCUCAGGUGUCAGGAGGGUGCUCGGAGGCCACAGGAGGGGGCUCCCGGCUGGCCUGAGGCUGGCCGGAGGGGAAGGGGCUAGCAGGUGUGUAAACAGAGGGUUCCAUCAGGCUGGGGCAGGGUGGCCGCCUUCCGCACACUUGAGGAGCCCUCCCCUCUCCCUCGGUGACAUCUUGCCCGCCCCUCAGCACCCUGCCUUGUCUCCAGGAGGUCCGAAGCUCUGUGGGACCUCCUGGGGGCAAGGUGGGGUGAGGUCGGGGAGUAGGGAGGUCAGGCGGGUCUGAGCCCACAGAGCAGGAGAGCUGCCAGAUCUGUCCAUCGACCAGGUUGCUUGGGCCCCGGAGCCCGCGGGUCUGGUGAUGCCGUAGCAGCCACCACCGCGGCGCCUAGGGCUGCGGCAGGGACUCGGCCUCUGGGAGGUUUACCUCGCCCCCACUUGUGCCCCCAGCUCAGCCCCCCUGCACGCAGCCCGACUAGCAGUCUAGAGGCCUGAGGCUUCUGGGUCCUGGUGACAGGGCUGGCAUGACCCCGGGGGUCGUCCAUGCCAGCCCGCCUCAGUCGCAGAGGGUCCCUCGGCAAGCGCCCUGAGAGUGGGCCAUUCGGAACAUUGGACAGAAGCCCAAAGAACCAAAUUGUCACAAUUGUGGAACCCACAUUGGCCUGAGAUCCAAAAUACUUCGAGGCACCCCAAAUUACCUGCCCAUUCGUCAGGACACCCACCCACCCAGUGUUAUAUUCUGCCUCGCCGGAGUGGGUGUUCCCGGGGGCACUUGCCGACCAGCCCCUUGCGUCCCCAGGUUUGCAGCUCUCCCCUGGGCCACUAACCAUCCUGGCCCGGGCUGCCUGUCUGACCUCCGUGCCUAGUCGUGGCUCUCCAUCUUGUCUCCUCCCCGUGUCCCCAGUGUCUUCAGUGGGGGGCCCCCUCUUGGGUCCCCUCCUCUGCCAUCACCUGAAGACCCCCACGCCAAACACUGAAUGUCACCUGUGCCUGCCGCCUCAGUCCACCUUGCGGCCCGUGUUUGACUCAACUCAGCUCCUUUAACGCUAAUAUUUCCGGCAAAAUCCCAUGCUUGGGUUUUGUCUUUAACCUUGUAACGCUUGCAAUCCCAAUAAAGCAUUAAAAGUCAUGA
This is a messenger RNA of Gorilla gorilla gorilla (western lowland gorilla), 5299 nucleotides long. RefSeq names its product insulin like growth factor 2 (gene IGF2). Gene Ontology annotation, biological process: regulation of muscle cell differentiation; positive regulation of activated T cell proliferation; positive regulation of transcription by RNA polymerase II. Gene Ontology annotation, cellular component: extracellular region. NCBI's taxonomy places the organism in Eukaryota, Metazoa, Chordata, Mammalia, Primates, Hominidae. The transcript has 4 exons. Gene Ontology annotation, molecular function: growth factor activity; protein serine/threonine kinase activator activity; hormone activity. The record is from RefSeq and is a predicted model, not a curated record. Bases 1162 to 1704 code for a protein of 180 amino acids.